CGCCGCCGCCACCGCCGCGGAGCCCUAAAGCCGUCCUCUGCAGGAGGAUGGUGCGUCUCGCGGCCGAGCUGCUGCUGCUGCUGGGGCUCCUCCUGCUCACCUUGCACAUCACGGUGCUGCGAAGCAGCGAUCCCGAAGCGCCGCCGGGCAACCACAGCCAGCGUCAGCAGGAAAUCCUCCACACAGAGAGUCUUUCAUCUCUUGAAAGCAGCUUCACGUUAGAUCCAGAAGAUCGGCAGAAUUAUCCUGGUCACCAGGCAGCACACCGGUCAUUGGCCAAACAGCGAUUCAGGCAGCAGAAUGGGCAUACAUCCUUGCAAAGAGAUGGACCCAGAUCUUUCCUUUUCGAUCUUCCAAAUUUUCCUGACUUCUCAAAAGCAGAUAUCAAUGGGCAAAACCCUAACAUCCAGGUGACUAUAGAGGUUGUUGAUGGAACAGAGUCUGAAUCAGAGAAAGGUCUUCAAAGGGAAAGCAGCAAAACCAGCUGGCCUGUCCUGUCCCCAAACUGGAGAAACUGGUGGCAAAGAUCCGCACCUUCCAUCACUCGCAUGAGUAGUGGUGACCAGGAUUACAAAUACGAUAGCACGACUGAAGACAGCAACUUCCUAAAUCCCUUGAAUGGCGGGUGGGAUAGGCAUCCAUCAAGUCAUCGGAUGUUUGAAUCAAAGGAGCAGCCCGAAUAUGAUUACAUAGAGGGUGAAGGAGACUGGAGUCUGUGGUCAGUUUGUAGUACAACCUGUGGAAGUGGCAAUCAGAAACGCACCAGGACCUGUGGAUAUGCCUGCACAGCCACUGAAUCAAGGACAUGUGACCGACCAAACUGCCCGGGUCUCGAGGACACAUUCAGAACAGCAGCCACAGAAGUGAGCUUACUUGCAGGAAGUGAAGAAUUCAAUGCCACAAAGCUCUUUGAAGUUGAUACGGAUAGCUGUGAAAGGUGGAUGAGUUGCAAAAGUGAAUUCUUAAAGAAGUACAUGCACAAAGUAGUCAAUGAUCUUCCCCCUUGUCCUUGCACAUACCCCACCGAAGUAGCUUAUAGCACCGCAGAGAUCUACGACCGUCUGAAAAGGAAGAACUUUCGCUGGAAAGAUGCAAGUGGGCCAAAAGAAAAACUGGAGAUCUAUAAACCCAGUGCCCGCUACUGCAUCCGGUCCAUGCUGUCCUUGCAGAGUACCACCUUGGCAGCCCAGCACUGCUGCUAUGACGACAGCAUGCAGCUGAUUACCCGAGGGAAAGGGGCUGGCACCCCCAACCUGAUCAGCAUCGAAUUCUCUGCAGAACUUCAUUACAAGGUGGAUGUUUUGCCUUGGAUCAUUUGCAAAGGGGACUGGAGUAGGUACAAUGAAGCUCGGCCACCUAACAAUGGUCAGAAAUGUACAGAAAAUCCUUCGGAGGAAGACUAUUACAAACAAUUUCAGGAAGCAAGAGAGUACUGAAGACGAGUGUGGAGGAGCAGAUUUCUUUGAAAACUUCAAAAAGAUGUGUGGUGGCAAACAGGACGCUCCAGUGAAUGAACCUUUGAAAAUGGGAUUUAUCUCCCCACUCACUGUACAUAGUUGUACAAAAUAUACAAUUUUUCUAAAGUAUUUUAUUUAUGUUUGCAUGUAGAUACGGCAUAUAGUCCCUCUCACCUUUGCACACAUGAAAGUAUCUCAACAAACCUUUAUACACAUUCUGCUUCCAUUAAGAUGAGUUUACACUCAUAUAUCCCCAUAGAGACUACAUUAGCUGUAGUUAAAAGUGAGUAUCAUUGGAUUUCACAUGAAAAGAAAAUUGCUUCUCAGUGCCUCAGCCAUUCAGAAUAAAUGUUUGCUAUUAGAAAGAUCUACAUAUAUUGAAAGUAGUAUUGAAAUGUGGUUUUUAGGAAUACAUUUUGAGGAUAACAUUUUGGCUCACUAAGAAAAUAGUGACCAGAUUCAUUGCAGAUAUGAUGAAAGUUAAGUUCAAAUCAAAUUGUUCCUUUGCUUUGCAUCAAAAGACUGAACCUUGUGGCUGACUUCCAGAGAAAUCCUGGGCUGGAGCAUCUUGACAUUGGAGGCUUUGACUAUUCCAAAAUACUCCUAGCAUCAGGAUGAGAUUAGCAGGACCAUAAUCUGAAAGGAGUAGUUGUUAUUGCUCCUGGUAUUAUUAUUGUAAUAGUUUAAUUUUUCUCAUGAUUGUAAAGAGGCAGGAUGAGGACCAAAAGCACUGUGGAUUCUCAGCCCCUACUAACCUGCUGCCACACACAUCCUUAUGACCCUUUUCCCGUGUGGUUUUCUGACAUCGGAAACAACAGAGAGAGGUUGAUAGAGUGGAUGGAAACAAGGAUCCGGUGUCAAACUACCCAAUCUGACAUUACAAUUCUGUCUCUGAGUCUGGAAGCAAAGAAAAAAACCCAAACCCUUCCCAUUCUGCUCAGUCCCCACUCUGCAAUCGUUCAAAUGAUUGCAGUUUCCCAUUAAUAAACCCCUACAGUUUACCUCUGAUAUGGGACUCCCUUAUUCUGCCAAAAGCAUAUGCGUGCCUUCCAGAUAGGAUUGCUAAGUCAAAGCUAAGGAGUAGCAGAAAUUUAAAAAAAAACCAUAAAUUAAAUGAUCUCUUUAGAGAUAGAUAUGAAUAAAGAAAUAAAACGUACAAAAAUAUAUUUAGACAUAUUUAAGGGAAGAAGAAAAGGGCAGAAGGCAUGGACAAUUAUUUGCGAAGCAGGCAGAUGCAUUCAUGAGCAAAGAUUUUAAGGAAGCCUCAGAGCUUCCCUAAACCAAAAUUGUGGUUCACAUCUAAAGGAUCUGGAAUAGCAAUACGCAGUAAAUCUGACUAGCCAACUGGGAAAGCAUCAAAUGUGUUUCGGCCUCCAAAAGAGGGUUUGUGUAUUUGAUGAAAAGAUGAUGUGUCAUUUUAUGGCUGAUAGGGCUUAUUUCCUCUAUCCUAACUGCUCAUAAAUAAGCAGUUUCUGUGUUCAUCCUCUGGGAUCUGUGUACAUCAGGGGUGAAAUCCAGCAGGUUCUGACAAGUUCUGGAGAACCGGUAGCAGAAAUUUUGAGUACUUCGGAGAACCGGCAAAUACUAACUGUGGCUGGCCCCAGAGUGGGGUGGGAAUGGAGAUUUUGCAAUAUCUUUCUCCCAGGAGAGGAGGGAAUGGAGAUUUUGCAGUAUCCUUCCCCUGCCACGCCCACCAAGCCACACCCACAGAACUGGUAGGGAAAAAAUUCAGAUUUCACCCCUGGUGUACAUGAUAUUCAUCCUCUCCAUUAAAGGUGCUUUAAAUUCCUCUUUGCUAGCAGUGUAGAGACAUGCUCUCUAUGCCACUGCAAUGUAAUCCAGAUACAGUAGAUACAAAUGUACCACUGGCAAUGGGAUUUAAAUGGCAUUCUGAUACACUCAUAGAUAUACAGUGUUAAGAAAAAUAAGGCCCCUUCCACUGCAGAGCUUGCCGUACACAUACUGCUUGGUGUUUAGAGAGAUCUAUUGCAGGGAACAAUUUGAAGCAGAAUCCUUGUGAGGCUUUAAUUGUAUGUAUAAGCACAUCUGAAAGGACAUCUUUUUGGAAGAGAAUUGAUUUUAAACAUCUUGCUCUCCCUCACUUUUCUAUUAUAUUGCAAAUGCAUGCAGUGUGUUAUCUUUUAUUUUUUUAAAAGAUUGAUCAGUUCUGGGUGGGGAUUGUCAAUUCUUUAAUUUAAACAUAUUACAUUUGUAGCAUACAUAUUUAUUCAUCUUUAGUUAGUAAGAAUUUGUAAAGUUAAAUUUGAAAGGUUAGAAACUUCCUGGUAACCCAAGAUCGUUCCAUAAGGAAAUUACAUAACAAUCCAAAGCAAACUUACAAAUGAAGCAAUUCUAAAACAUACACUAGUUUGUGUGUUCUCAUUAAGUGAGUGCUAAAAUGUUUCUUUUAAAAUGCUCCACUGAAGAAAGCCAGCAGAACUGGUGAGAACCAGCCCACUGACUAUGUCUCUUGAUAGAAUAACUUAAUAGCCAAGUUUUAUCUAUGCAAGAAUAGCUUCAUUCUUAAUGUUACUCUUUGUGUGUUUGUGUGUGUGUGUGUGUGUGUGUGUUUAAAGCAAACAGCUAAAGAAGGAAAAAUAAAGUAUUCUGUAACAUACUAUUAAUGCUGCCUAUUGUAACAAGACUCAUUAAGGACAAACAGAGGACAUUAUUUUAAUGUAUAUCUUUCACCUCAUUUAUUUGAACUCCAAGGGCAUUUAACCUGCCAAGACAGAAAUCCUUUGGCAGUCUGUAGCAAUGUGUUUUCAAAAUCAUUGCAGCUUUUUCCACACCAGUUCUGGAACAUUUUAAAAAGAAAACUAUUUCUCCAUCUGUGGUCCUUGGUGAUUAUAUUUCAAAAUAAUAUCAUAGUUACUGAUUUUGCUUGGAAAAAAUAUUUUAGCUUGCUAGGUUUUUUUUUUUGUUUUGUUUUUUAGUAUCUCAUUGACUAAUGUAACAGAAUAUAGUCUGCUUAACUCCAACAUGCAGGAUUAAAUUCACAUCCAAAACUCGGGGGGUUUUAGGUAACGAAGUGUGAGCCUGUGUAUAAAUGUAAUGUGAUCUUUUGCUACAUAAGUGCAUCAGAAAACCCAUAAUAUCAAGUAGUAUCCAAUUCAUGGAGAUUUACUGAGAUAAUAUCCUUCACUCCUCUCUCUGGAAACUGCAAUUAUAGUGAUGUGCCAUCAAGUCAGGUCCAGGCCCUGCCUGGCAAAUGUUUGACAAUUGCCUUUCAACUUGCUCUGUUCUGACUAAUACAGUAAUAUAGAGUUCUUCCAAAGGUAUUCUUGCAAUCUCAUCGAUUCUAUCCACCUUCCCUUAUGCAUUGUCUUCCUCUUUGACUUCUCUCAAACUUCCUAAUUUUUUUCUAGUCCCUCAACAAAAAUACGUGAACCCCUGCUUGCUAUUCACCUGGACAGCCAACAGUCAAGUAUUAACUUCAUCUUGGAUUUAGAGAUACUUUUAGGAAUUACCUUCAAAUCCACAAUUCAAAAGCAUCUUUCUUUGAACCCUUCUCAAAAUCCAGCUUCCAUAACUAUAUAUUAACACUAAAAAAAAUGCCAUUCUUUAUUUUGGUUGAUUUAAAAGUAUCGUGGUCUUUCAUGAUUUUGUUUAUGAUUGUCAUUGUAUUCCUCCCUUGGAUUAUCUCCUUUAUUUCUCCAGUAUAUUGUCUAACUUCAUUCUUGAGCACCAAAAAGAAAAAAAAGAGGAGAUAUAUCCACACACACCCCUCUGCUUUCCUGUCAAAUGUGAGUUUAUUCUAUAUGCUGGAUUUUGUUUUCAUAUUCGUCAUUAACUCAAAAUUUUAAUGUGCCAUUUUUAUGCUCAGAAUAAAUUCUUCUAUGUCUCUUUGUGUUUAA
Molecule: messenger RNA, 5314 nt
Organism: Pantherophis guttatus
Lineage: Eukaryota; Metazoa; Chordata; Lepidosauria; Squamata; Colubridae
Gene: ISM1
Product: isthmin 1
Biological process (GO): negative regulation of angiogenesis
Source: RefSeq, a predicted model, not a curated record